Physella acuta is the source of this 4683-nucleotide messenger RNA. RefSeq names its product cerebellar degeneration-related protein 2-like. The record is from RefSeq and is a predicted model, not a curated record. Lineage: Eukaryota; Metazoa; Mollusca; Gastropoda; Physidae.
AAACUUUCGCGUGCGACUCGCUUUUCCUACACGUCUGCAAUAUUGUUUUGUUAAUGAGCUUAGUAGCGUGCUCACUUCCUAGAGUUUCACCAGGACUACACACUGUGCUUAGACUAUUUUUUUUUGUUUCUAUUACUCUUGAGCUUUCUAUCGUUAUCGCCCGCAGACCUAAAGAACACGAAUCCAUAAUAUUGUAGACGGGGCGACAGUGAACUGUGCUGCACCGCUGUUGAACGUGUGUGUAAACUAUUGAUGGCUCGCUUGAGGGCCGGUGCGAAAUCCUUCGUCGGACAGGAAUGUGGGAGUAACUUAGUAAUGUAACCCCCUACACAUUAGUUUAAUUAUAAGCUAACCACUGCUUGUGUUUGUGUAGUGGACCGUUUAGCCAUGUUCACAUCAGUUCUGUAAUCUGGUUCUUGUAAAGAACAGAAAAUAUGGAUUCUACAGAUUAUUUCGGGAUGGAGGAUAUCCAGGAGGUAGUGGAUGCGGAGUGGUACGAGAAAAAUCUUCAACUGGCUGCAGAGCUGGGUAAAGCCUUGUUGGAAAAAAACAGAGAGCUGGAAUCUCAGUUGGUGCAGGUGCAGGCCCAGAACCAGGAUCAAACCCUGGAGAUACAGUAUUUGAAAUCUCAACUGGACACAAUGCGGACAAUGACCGAGUCAAGAAACAGAAUCUAUGAAGAGGUGGACAGGACAGCUCAGGACCUGGAGAAAAACAAUCAAAAGUUGAUCAUGGAAGCAAGGGCAGACAAACAGAAAAUUGAUAAGCAGUCUGCUCUCAUAAACCAGCUGGAGGAUAAGGUCGAUGACUUACAAAAGAAAUUGGACGACCUGAAAGCUGCGGAGAAAAAGGCCAACAAAAAAGUUCCAGACAAACGUCGGACAUCCAGCUUAAACCGACUCAGCCUCAGUGACUCAAAAGAUCAAAAUUCUGGAUUUUAUUUUGAAAAUCUGGCGUGGACAUAUUCAGACCAGUUUAAAAAUAUUCCGCUUAACCCGUACGAGAUUGAGAUCAGAAAACUCCAAGAAACAGUCCAGCGCAUGAAAGUGCAACAGACCAUUGACAGGAGAAAAAUGGAGGACGUGGAGGUAGAGUGUUCUGUGUUAAUUGAAGAGAAUCAAAGCCUGGCCAAAAAAGUAACUGUGUUAGAGACCAAACUAUCCGAAGCCAUCAUGAUCCAGUACGAGCUGGAGAGGGCUAGGAGUAGCCCGGAUCUGUUGUACAGGAAGUCUGUGGGGACAUAUGCGGAUGUUCUGGAUAUUCAUGGGGAGCUUCACGAGCCGGAGACCAGGAUGUUGAGUGAGCUGGAGCACGACGACCCAGAGCUGAGAUCUGAGGCUAAAGCUGUGAAGUUGGAGUCUGGCGGCAGUUUAUACAGCAGUACAGAAUCCAUUAACAAAGUUGCGACGGAUGCCAAGGAAAUCCAGGUGGGAGAGGAUGCCAGCUUAUCCAUCCUGGAUGAGCUAGAGUCCCAGUACCAGUCCCUCUUCACAAAGUACCAGGCUCUCAUACAGACAAAAGGUAAGAAAGAUGGUGAGGAUGAUUCAAGCAGACAGAGGCUGGCCCACAAAGAGGUUCAAACCCUGCUCCAUCUGACACUCAAUAGAGACUACUACCAGGACAGUGGUCAAAUACCCCCGUACAAGGCCCUGUUUAAAGAUAUUUUUGCCACACUCAGAAAGAACCGGAUAGAGGAGAACCCGGAUCCAGACGCGGAUAAGAGAAACUCUGCCUGCAGUCCCAUAACAUCCCCCUGCACUGAUAGAGGUCUCAUUGACGGCAGAUAGGCUUUGGUGCCGCCCCAACAUCCACCCAACUAAGUCCCCCAAGGUAAUGUUAAUGUACAUGGUUCUGUAAAGCCAGGAAGAAUAAUAUAAAAAAUGCUAAAUAUAUUGUUUGGUUGUUUAAGUUUGUUCCUAGAUUUCUGAUAUGCAGGAUAGAAGUAUUUUACUAUGGUUCAAGAUUGAUUUAUAAUAUGUUCUAUAUAAUAUACUGUAAUGUCAUCUGUCAAAAAUAUUUGUGUGCAUUUAGUUUUUUUUCCAUAAUUCUUACUCAGCCAUUUGAUAUGGUUUAUGCUCAGUACUGUCCCUUGAUGAGUCUAGUACUGUCCCCUUGAUUGAGUCUGGUACUGUCCCCUUGAUUGAGUCUGGUACUGUCCCCUUGAUUGAGUCUGGUACUGUCCCCUUGAUUGAGUCUGGUACUGUCCCCUUGAUUGAGUCUGGUACUGUCCCCUUGAUUGAGUCUGGUACUGUCCCCUUGAUUGAGUCUGGUACUGUCCCCUUGAUUGAGUCUGGUACUGUCCCCUUGAUUGAGUUCAGCACUGGCAAGUUCUGCCAAUGAUUUAAGUCUGUGAUGACCACUUGUUAAGUCCAGUCUUGGCCUACCUAAACAUGUGACAAAGCUACACCAGCAUUGGCCAACCGUCAUGUGCAGUGUGACUUAAAAAUUGGAACAUUCUAGUUCUAGUCAUGCAUAAACAUCUUAUAAAACCAAACUGUCAGUAUUGUAGCUAUUAUAAUUCAUUAUUCUGUGAGGGGUAAAUGUCUUAAAGAAUUUAGUUAAUUUGUUUGUCAUUUUUUCUAGUCAUUUCUCAUUUACUUCUUACAAUAUAAAGUGAGAUUUUUUUUGUACAUUUGUAAUUACUGGUUUCUGUUGUGGUGAAGAUUAUUUGAGAAAAGUUUUUUUCAUUUUUAUUUAUUUUUGUAUCAUAUAAAACUUGUAAUAAAACUAAAAUUUUUGUUUACUUGAGCAUUUACAGGGUAGACUACCAAUGAAAUAAAUUAUGUGACAACUGGUCUUCCAUACGUUUAAGAUUUGAAAUUGGAAAAAACCAAAUAUAUCUAGAAGUUUCCUGGUUAAGAAAGGAGUGGUUAAUAUUUAUAGAAAUCAUAGUGAAUUUAAAACUUACAAUAAUAUUUUCUUUUCUUUUGUCUUAUCAGCAUUAUAUUUUACAACUGUGGUAAGCAACCUGUCUUAAUGAAAUGUUUUAUUUUCAAACAUUUUUUUUUAAUGUGCCAGUUGUAGUGAUAAAAUGAUACCCAAAAUGCAAAUACUUUUAAUUUUACAAAUGUGUUGUUUUGUUUUUCAAUUUAUAAAACUUUGCUCUUGCAGUGAUAAAGCAUGGUAGGUGUUGUUCCCAUAAUGCAAACAUUUUUUUUUAUACAAAUGUAUAGGUUGUUUUUUUUAAUUUAUGAAACUUUGCAGGUCUAAAUACUAGAUAAAACAUGUAAGGUAUUGAGAUCAUGUUUAUGUUUUUGUGAUAUGUUAUACAUGCCAGUGUAUCUGUGUUUUGACACAAACUGUGACAUCCAUUUUAUACUAGACUAUGUUUGGUCUGCAUUUCUGCAUGGGUGUGCAGUGGUUUAUAAAGUAUGUGAACGUCAUCUAUUCUGUUACACUUUUCAAUUCUUGAACAUGUGUAUCAAUUCUUGAACAUGUGUAUCAAUCCUUGAACAUGUGCAUCAAUCCUUGAACAUGCGUUAAAAUAAUUGUGUUCACUGCUGUUUCACUGAAGAUCAUUCGUAUGUCAGUUCUUUAUCAUCCUGUCAUCUGAACUUCAAGUUUUCAUCCACUCUUGUACAUUUCCAAAACAAAAACACUUCUCAAAAUAGAUUUUUCUUGGCAAUAAAUAUAAUAUAGGACACUGUCACAAUUCAAGGUCAGAUGUCAUGUGAUCAGUUUACUGAACCCUUAAAGUUAAACCUGUAAUUUUUAAAUAUUUGUCUUAAGUUUUAUGGUCAAAUUUUAAUGACAUAAACCAUUGCUUUAAAAUGUAUCCUACUGAUCGCUUUCUUACACAGAAUGAGGUAUGGUCCUUUAGAGAUUCCUUACUCCAAGAGCCUGUAAUCUAAGUUAAUCUCUAUACUUUAAAUCAAAUCUGUAAGGCUUGUACACCUCAGUUCAUGUAUAUUGUAUAACGUCUACAGACUGGAUAACCUACUCUUAAGCUAACUUUUGUUUUGUUUAACACUGUUCACCACACAUUUUCUUUGUUUUGGUUAGCAUGUUCACUUUGUCCUGACAAUGUGAAGCAUACCUUGAGAUGUUGCCACCAUCACAUACAUCGCUAUAGGCAGAUGACUCUGCCUGCUACUACUUAUUGUUAACAUCAGCUCUAUGUUUUUUCCAGCUCAUAUACGUACAUCUUUUCAGCAAACCCAUUCAGUCCGCAUUCCAUGGUUUUCUCUGUGAGGUUUUUACACCUAUCUACAUGCUCAUUAGUUAUCAGAGUAUUCCAUAUUGUGUUAGAUUUUUAAAAAUGUUCUUUGUGAUUAUCUAGUCCAGUCAGUAUAAGGUAGUUCAUCUCUGUAGCAUGUAGUUUGAUCUGUUACCUGAUGUCCAGACACCCUGGACAUUGACCUAAGGUCCAGACACCUGGACAUUGACCUGAGGUCAAGACACCCUGUGAUGACAGUGGAACAAAUAGCCGGCCAUCUUUAUAUAAAUCUUUUAAUCAAAACUCUGUCAAUUCUUGAAAAAUUCCUCAUUACCACUUUCCCCUAUUCCAACUACAUAACCUUCCUGCUGCUUUACCCUGCAGAUAUUUUAAACUCUGUUUCUUACUUAGCUUCAGAUGUUAUACAUUUUUUUAAUUUUUAGUACAAUUUUUUUUUUAUAUUUUAAACCAGUUGUAACAUUGUGAUCAAUGUGAUUUAAUUUAUUCAAUAAAAUCUAAGUCUUGCA